This is a messenger RNA of Neogale vison (American mink), 2110 nucleotides long. RefSeq names its product DSN1 component of MIS12 kinetochore complex (gene DSN1). The record is from RefSeq and is a predicted model, not a curated record. The transcript has 11 exons. Gene Ontology annotation, cellular component: MIS12/MIND type complex. Gene Ontology annotation, biological process: mitotic sister chromatid segregation; cell division. Lineage: Eukaryota; Metazoa; Chordata; Mammalia; Carnivora; Mustelidae. The coding region runs from base 341 to 1411 and encodes 356 amino acids.
GGUUGGCGGGACUUUCAGAAGCCGCGGCAGCCUUGGGGUCGCAGAUAGCUGUCAGCGCUCCAGGCCGGAGAGGAGCGGCGGCGGUGGUACAGGACGUCGAAGCUCGACCCUUGACCGCGAAGAGUGAUUUGCAUGCUCGUAUCUCCGGGACGGAGUUUGCGGGCUGGCCCGGCGUCAUCCGGAAGUCGCAGAUCUCUCCGUGGACGCUGUUUGGCUUAUCCCAGUACCGGCUCCUUGGCAUCAGACCUCUCCGCCCAGCCCAGACCGGUCGCCGCCUCCCAGACAGAGGGGACCGAGGGAUUCAGGGCGUUGCGGCCUUCUCCAGGGAUCUUCAUCCAGGAUGACUACAGUAAUUAGAUCGGAGACCACAGAAGUGCUAGAAGAGGAACCAGUGACAUCUAAGACUCAUGAUCAUCCACUGGAAUCGGAUCCCAUCCCUACGGAAGUGUGUAGCAAAUCACCUGCCUCCCUGGAGAUGACUCAAGGCGUUUCAGAGGAAAGAAUUCACCUUGGCUGUAGCCCUAAAAUGAGGGGAAGUUGUGAUCUUGGCCAGGAGGAAGGACUUCAGUCCAGGUCCCUUCAUUUGUCCCCCCAAGAACAAUCUCCUGAUCGUCAAGACAAAAGUCAAUCUUGGCGGCGAGCAAGUAUGAAGGAAAUGAGCCGGCGGAAGUCACUGCCUGCCUUUCAUCAGGGCAUCACAGAGCUCAGCAGAUCCAUCAGUGGCAACUUAACAGAAAGCAAACGGCUGGUCGCUCUCCUGCUUUCCAGUUUCCAGUUCUCUGUUCGGAAACUUGAGCCUUUCCUAAAGGACACUGAGGGCUUCAGUCUUGAAAGUUUUAGAGCCAAAGCAUCUUCUCUUUCUGAAGAAUUGAAACAUUUUGCAGAGAGCCUGGAAAGUAAUGGAACUCUACAAAAAUGUUUUGAAGAUUCAGAAGGAAAAGCAUCAGAUUUGUCUCUGGAAGCAUCAGUGGCUGAGAUGAAGGAAUACAUAACAAAAUUUUCUUUAGAACGUCAGUCUUGGGAUCAGCUCUUACAGCACUACCAGAAGGAGGCUGAAGAUACCAUAUCCAGAGGAUCAGCUGAAAACAAAGUUACUGAAGUUGAAGUGGAACCUGCAACAUAUCUUGGAUCUUCCCAGAGUGAAGUCCUUAAUACAAAGCCUGACUACCAAAAGAUAUUGCAGAACCAGAACAAAGUCUUCGAUUAUAUGGAGUUGGUGAUGGACGAACUGCAAGGCUCAAUGAAGCAGCUGCAUGCUUUUAUGGAUGAAAGUACCCAGUGUCUCCAGAAGGUGUCAGUACAGCUCGGGAAGAGAAGCACACAACAAUUAGACCCCUCACCAGCUCGAAAACUCCUUAAGCUUCAGCUACGGAACCCACCUACCACACAUUGCUCUAGGUCUUGUCAGUGACUUCAUGUAGUUUUCCUGCACAAGGUGCUCCAGAGGAGAGAAAUCGGAAGAGUGCCCGAGCACGUCGCAACUGCAUGGCAGUCUGAGCUGGUGAUAGCUGCCCUGUUGCCUUUGAGGAUAAUUGGCUGAAUGUAGAGCCCUGCAGUUUGUUUUUUGUUAUUUUUGUUUUUUCAAAAAGUGACAGAAUUUAUGCAUCUGUAAGAGUGUAGCAUAGAUACUUUUUCCAAGAAUGUGCACAAUGCUUGCAACUUCUAUAGUGGAAUGACCUUGAGAACUAGUAGCCCAUUCUUUUAAAUAUCCUUCAUGGUCAGCAGUCUUCAUCUUGUGAAGAUGUUUUUUAGGUUUUGAAACAAUCCAAGCCAUUUAGGACCAAAUCCAGGGAAACAUUUUAGGGGUCAGGUUGGGUUCUGGUAGUAAAGGAAUGGGACUGAUUUUGUAAUGUGGCCCUGAAGGUGAUUUUUGGUAGAGGAAUUUUGAGUGUUGUUUGCAUCAUGUGGAUAAACAUGUAUCACUUUACAUGAUGUCCGAAUUGAAGGAAAUACAUACUCAUUCUCUAUCCUGUUGUCUACAGUGUGUGUUAGUUUUAAUAUUGAGUUGAUAUCCUAUAUCCUGGGUUCAUGGAAGGAAAGGCUAAGGACUGUUUUUCAUUGUUCUCUAUUUUUAAUAAUUUGCACUAUAAAAUUGCAUAUUAUUAAAUGC